Eptesicus fuscus (big brown bat) is the source of this 1737-nucleotide messenger RNA. RefSeq names its product MIF4G domain containing (gene MIF4GD). Gene Ontology annotation, molecular function: translation activator activity; RNA binding; protein binding. NCBI's taxonomy places the organism in Eukaryota, Metazoa, Chordata, Mammalia, Chiroptera, Vespertilionidae. The coding region runs from base 498 to 1205 and encodes 235 amino acids. Gene Ontology annotation, biological process: regulation of translational initiation. The record is from RefSeq and is a predicted model, not a curated record. The transcript has 6 exons. Gene Ontology annotation, cellular component: cytosol.
GGCGGGGUCUGCUGCCGGUCCUGCACCGCCGGGAGCGGCGUCCCGGGCUGAGGGAAGCUGCCCGGGUCUGGAGACCCCUAAGGUCGUCUCCCUUGACCAGGGGGGUGGCACCGAGUCCGGAAGGUGAAGGACCCAGAAUGGACCGGCCGAGGAGCUGGAGUCCUGAGUGGGCAGGGCUGGAGUUCUGCCGCGCCGGAGGCCGGUAGAACCAGUCCGUCCCGGGGAGACGCUGACCGGGACGGGGAGUUUGGGCUCCAACCAGCAGGGCGGCAAAGACGUCUCCACACUCCGCUCAGGCCCGCCCUCCGCGAGGUGUGGAAGGGCUCUGAGGACAGAAGUGCUCUGGCUAAAGCUGGGACAGGAGCCCCCCUCCCCCCCUCCAACCCCCCAGCCUUCUCAUUCGCCCAGAAUCUUGCGGAGCCAGCAGCUUCAAGCCGGUUUAUAUGGGCAGGUGCUGUCCCUAACCCCGCCCAGUACAGAGCUGCUGGGCCGAUGCCAUGGGGGAGCCUGGUAGAGAGGAGUAUAAAAUCCAGUCUUUCGAUGCAGAGACCCAGCAGCUGCUGAAGACAGCACUCAAAGAUCCAGGUGCCGUGGACUUGGAGAAAGUGGCCAAUGUGAUUGUGGACCAUUCUCUGCAGGACCGCGUGUUCAGCAAGGAAGCAGGACGCAUGUGCUAUGCCAUUAUUCAGGCAGAGAGCAAGCAAGCAGGCCAGAGUGUCUUCCGGCGUGGACUCCUCAACCGGCUGCAGCAGGAGUACCAGGCUCGGGAGCAGCUGCGCGCCCGCUCCCCGCGGGGCUGGGUCUGCUAUGUCACCUUCAUCUGCAACAUCUUCGACUACUUGAGGGUGAACAACAUGCCCAUGAUGGCCCUGGUGAACCCCGUCUAUGACUGCCUCUUCCGGCUGGCCCAGCCCGACAGUCUGAGCGAGGAGGAGGAGGCUGGCCCUGCCGGGGCUCACCUCCCACGGUCCCUGCAGGUGGACUGCCUGGUGCUGCAGCUGCACCGCGUUGGGGAGCAGCUGGAGAAGAUGAACAGGCAGCGAAUGGAUGAGCUCUUUGUCCUGAUCCGGGAUGGCUUCCUGCUCCUGACCGACCUCCGCUCCCUGGCCCAGCUGCUGCUGCUGGAGAUCAUCGAGUUCCGGGCAGCUGGCUGGAAGACGACCCCAGCUGCCCACAAGUACUACUACAGCGAGGUCUCUGACUAGGCCUCCAGAUCAGGCUUCCCCCAGCAGCCCUGGCCUCGCUUCUACCCACCUCCCACCUGGCAGCACAGUCUUUGCUUCUCCAGACUUUUUCACUUCCAGCCUUUCAGCAGCUCCCGAGAGGUUUCCCACUUAUCCAGGGGUUCUGCCCUGAGCCUCUUCUCUCCUCCUGCAGGGAUUGGGGAAGACACUACACAGGUCCCCCCUCCCCCCUCCCCUCUGUCUCUCCCAUACCUCCCACCUGGCCCUGGAAGAGAAGGGCAACUCCUAACAACCACUGCACUGUGUAACCACUGGCACCUAGGUUUCCCAUCUGUAAAAUGGGUACCCAUAGCCACUUGGUAGGAUGCUUUGGAAUGUCACGGGGGAAAGGUGCAGAGCACAAGUCACACCAGAAACUUUUAUAUGUUUUGUAUAAGGACCACUUUGGCAACAGGUGUAUUUCCUCCAAUCAGUUUUCAUGGGUGGCAGUACUGUAUCACAUGCUACACAGUUCAGGGUGAGAAUUUCCUAAUAAACCUUUGAGAUACUAAAA